This is a messenger RNA of Daucus carota subsp. sativus, 2206 nucleotides long. Its product is annotated as pentatricopeptide repeat-containing protein At1g74900, mitochondrial. Bases 82 to 1551 code for a protein of 489 amino acids. The record is from RefSeq and is a predicted model, not a curated record. Lineage: Eukaryota; Viridiplantae; Streptophyta; Magnoliopsida; Apiales; Apiaceae. The transcript is spliced from 3 exons. Gene Ontology annotation, molecular function: protein binding.
AUCAAUCAAAUUUAUGAUCCAUGUUCAUCGAGUUUAGUCUAAGGUCCUUAACUGUCAAACACAAACUCUCAUUGUCAAGACAUGUUACCUCAACACCACAGAUUCCUCAGACAAACAAAACUCUUCAUCCCACUCGCUCCUCACGCGCCACCGUCCCAUCACUUCACCACCACCACAUCACCAUCCCAAGACAUAACCCUCGCCAAUCUCAUCCUCAAAACCGACCCAAAAGCCCUCCCCCAGACCCUCCAAGCCCACACCACAGACUGGACCCAAGACCUGGUCCACAAAACCCUCAAGCGCCUCUGGAACCACGGCCCAAAAGCCCUCCAAUUCUUCACCCUCUUGGACCGCCACCACUCCUACACCCACUCCGCCGCCGCCUUUGACCACGCCAUUGACAUUGCUGCGAGGCUUCGUGACUACAAGACCUUGUGGACCCUGAUGACCCGGAUGAAGACCCGGCAGCUUGGCCCGAGCCCGAAGACUUUUGCAAUUGUGAUUGAGAGAUUGGUGGCUGCUGGUAAGCCUGAUAGAGCUGUUAAAGUGUUCUUGUCAAUGCAUCAUCAUGGUGUUAUACAGGAUUUGAAUUGUUUUAAUAUGUUUCUUGAUGUUUUGUGUAAGUCGAGGCGAGCUGAGAUGGCGUAUAAUUUGUUUAAGGCUUUUAAGGGGAGGUUUCGGGUGGAUACGAUUACUUAUAAUGUGCUUGUUAAUGGGUUUUGUUUGAUCAAGCGGACGCCAAGGGGGUUGGAGAUAAUGAGGGAAAUGGUCGAGAGGGGUUUGGAACCGAGUCUUUGUACGUACAAUACGAUGCUUAAGGGGUUUUUUAGGGCGGGGCAAGUGAAGGAAGCAUGGGAAUUUUUUCUGGAGAUGAAGAGGAGGAAAUGUGAGAUUGAUGUUGUUACGUAUACUACGGUAGUUCAUGGGUUGGGAGUGGCGGGUGAGGUGAAAAGAGCGCGGAAGGUUUUUGAUGAGAUGAUAGAUGCGGGAGUACUCCCGUCUGUUGCAACGUAUAAUGCUUUUAUUCAGAUUUUGUGUAAGAAAGAUUGUGUUGAGAAUGCAAAUGUGGUGUUUGAGGAGAUGGUGAAAAAAGGUUAUUUGCCGAAUUCAACGACUUAUGGUGUGUUGAUUAGAGGGUGGUGCCAUGCAGGGAAGAUGGAUAGGGCGAUGGAGUAUAUGGAUAGAAUGAAGAAUGACGAGUGUGAACCAAAUGUACAGACUUAUAAUGUUGUUAUUAGGUAUUAUAGUGAUAAUGGGGAAAUUGAGAAGGCGUUGGAAGUGUUUGAGAGAAUGAGUGCAGGCGAGUGCUUGCCUAAUUUGGAUACUUAUAACGUAUUAAUAAGUGCAAUGUUUGUCAGGAAGACGGCAGAUGAUUUAUUGGUUGCUGGGAAGUUGUUGAUUGAAAUGGUUGAUAGAGGGUUCUUGCCUCGAAAAUUUACAUAUAAUAGGGUGUUGAACGGCCUUCUCUUGACAGGCCAUCAAGAGUUUGCAAAAGAGAUUCUUAGAUUGCAUAGUAGAUCGGGCUGUCUGCCUCGGCACUUCAGAUUGUGAAGCCUAUCAUUGGUUUUGCCUCCCAGACCUUGUGAAUUGGCUUGCAUCGAUUGUUCUUGCUAUAUGUCAAUUGAGGAACAAGAUUUGCAGUGCACAAUGUAUGCAUCACAUGCACUCUUUAUGCAGCUAUUUUGCAAUAUAUGAUUUGGCUUUUAUGGGGGAGAUACUUCUUCCAGGUUGUUCAAAUGUCGCCCAAAGUCUGGAGCUUUAUGAACACAACACAAGCUUCAAACAGCUAACGCAAUAACUAAUUGCUUGUCGGAGUGUAGGUUGUCAUACAAAGUUAAAUGAAAAGGUGAUCCUCAGUCCUCAGGCUUACACUGAGUUUCCUUAAUGAACUGUCAAGAAAAGGCCACGGCCACAUGUGUCAAUUUGUAGGAGGAGCCUGCUGGGGAGUCUCAAAGUUGACAACUGAUGCAUGCUUCUGAGCCUUCAACGUAUAGAACGUUUGCAAGAAGAAAGUUGUUUACAGUCCUAUGAGACUGUUUUAUAUGCUUUUCUUUGGUAGUUAAUCUAGCCUAUUAGUACUACGUACAUAAUUGAUAUGUUUUCAACACUAAUAUGGUAAUUACUACCAUUGUUUUAAGAAGCAAGAACAUAUUGGUUGAUAAUUUUUGCUUUUGCAUUCCAGUUUGGUGGCAAGGGCUUUACUGAA